AUGCAACGAUCGGCCGUUAUUGCUUGCAGAAAGAUCCUCCGGCCUACUUUGCCGACGCCGGUGGUACAUCAUCACGCAGACAUCUUCCUUAACCACCGUGGCGUGGACACAAAGAAGGGAGUUGUAGGGCUUCUCUACAACCACUUCUCCCUUCUAGGUUUACGCCCGUUCUUGGACAACAAGAACAUGAAACCGGGAGACAAUCUUUUUGAGAAAAUAGAAUUCGCUAUAAGGAAAUGCAAGCUAGGGAUUGCCGUCUUUUCCCCUACUUAUUGUCAUUCUUAUUUUUGUUUGCACGAACUUUCCAUGAUAAUGGAGUGCAACAAAAGGGUUCUACCAAUUUUUUGCGACAUUAAACCAUCCGAGCUUAGGGUUCACGAGGAUAACGUAGUUAACUGGAGAUGUUCAUCCAAGGAUUUGCGUAGAUUUCGUUGUGCUAUAGAGCAAGCCAAGAAUACCGUUGGGUUGACAUUCAAUUCCACAGAUGGGAAUUGGUCAGAGUUUCUGAAUAAUGCUUCGAAUGCUGUCAUGAAGAACUUGGUUGAGAUUGAUGGAGGAGAAGAAAUCAUCAUGAGAUCAAUAGGCCAGCACAAGCACAUCAUAGAUUUCUAA
Impatiens glandulifera is the source of this 612-nucleotide messenger RNA. Its product is annotated as TIR-only protein-like. The record is from RefSeq and is a predicted model, not a curated record. The transcript has 2 exons. Gene Ontology annotation, biological process: signal transduction. Lineage: Eukaryota; Viridiplantae; Streptophyta; Magnoliopsida; Ericales; Balsaminaceae. Bases 1 to 612 code for a protein of 203 amino acids.